UCUCUAGGAGCCCUCUUCGUGCGCCCUUUCCUCUCUGAUAGGCUCGCCAGCCGGGCUUGUCCAUUUUUUCUUAGCCAAUCCUCCCGUUUUCUUGCCCUUGACAGAACAACAUGUCCAUUUAAGGGAGGCGGAUUGUACCAUGCAAACUUAGCGAGGGGACAAAAAUGUGUGUGUGUGGGGGGAAAGUGAGGUGCGAACCCUCCGGUUUGGAGGGAGAAGAACCGGCCACCACAAAAGAGCAACAAUUCCCCUUUUUAUUUGUCGUUUAGUUGAAAUCGCCGUUUUUAACGUGCGCUGACAGGAGGGAGGGUGGGCUGGCACGAACGGCGGCGGUGCGUUCGCUGGCAGCCUUUGCAGAAAGAUAGGAGCCCCGAAUUGUAAUUAAUUAAAUAAAAGAAACCAGCCUGUCCGGGACUUGGCUUACCUGUGGAGCUGCGAGACGGAGAGCUCAGCCUCCUCCCUCGCUCCCGCCUCCGCCUCCUCCCAGAUGGCUUGCAAUGCACCGAGCCGGACUGGAGGAGGCCCCUGGGUGCCCGGAUGUGUCUCCAAAUUAGUGUAGAAUUGAACUAGGGAAGGAGAGAGAGGCUUUUAGUUCAGGAAUCUGCCUUUGUAUAGAGAGAGAGAGAGAGAGAGAGAGAGAGAAGGGCGAGUGAUUAACGUGAUAUUUCUGAGCAAGCGGGGCGGGGCACGAGAAGGUCAGACGCAGCAGCAAAUGGACAGGAAGUUUUUGGGUGGUGGGGGGUAGGGGAACGGGAAGAAGUCUGCCGAUGGCCAAGAGACGGUUGGCUUGCUAAACUUCACUAUGGCUGCCCAGUCAAGCUUGUACAAUGAAGAGAGAAAUUUGCUCCGCAUCCAAGCAAAAGAGAGGAGGAAUCAGGAAGCUCACCAGGAGAGAGAGACAUUCCCUGCAAAUAUUCCACUCUUUGGAGAACCUUACAAGAUCAACAAAGCAGAUGAGCUGUCCAGCCGAAUUCAGAAAAUGUUCGGCAAUUAUGAAGAGAUGAAGGAGCUUAUUGCCAUCAAGUCUGAUCAAAAUCUCAUAGAGAUCCCCACAAACGUCAUGUCUCUGAUCCCUCAAUGCAAGCCAGAUCGUCCACUCUUCCCUGAAAAGACCAGCAGUGGGAUACCCGCCUCAUUCCAGAACAGCAACCAUCAUCACAAGCCCUUGGGACCCCCUAUGUCAGGUGCUCCCUCUGCAGGUAACUCUGUUCACUACCAAAAAAUUCACUCAAGGAUAGAAUCGGCCUCACAGAGCAGUGGGUUGUCCAGCAACCAGAGGCAAGGUCAAGAGCUGAGCUGCAAGACUCAAGAAGUCCAAAGCAGCAGACGCCAGAAGAAAAAUGAAAGAUGCAUUGAAGAAGAUAUUGCCCACAAGUUUCAACCUUCCCUUUUGGAACUUUCUCCCUUGCUGUCCACAUUGUCCUCCCCUGUAGCACCCCUGUCACCUCUACAUUCCAGCCAACGUGUCAAUUCCAGGUCUCUCGGCAGUAUCAACAAAAACCACAGGCAGAAUAGCUCCCCUUCUAAGGAGCUGGUGGCUGGAACACAUGAUAAGGAAACCCAGGACAGUUUGAGUGCUCCUGUAGCUGUUGCUGCCCAGCCUUCCUCCCAGACCUUUCCCUCAUCGCUGUCCUCAAAACCUAGUGCAAUACAGCAGAAACCAACUGCCUACGUCAGGCCAAUGGAUGGUCAAGAUCAACCUCCGGAUGAGUCGCCAGAGCUCAAGCCACUUCCUGAGGUAUACCACGAACAAUCAUAUGGGAAAACAACACAUUUAAAUGCAAGCGCCAAGACCAACUUGCCCAAAUUGAAAAUACCUGCUGAACCAAUUGAGCAAUCUUUCUCCAAUGAAGCCCAUUGUGUUGAAGAAAUUUUAAAGGAAAUGACCCAUUCAUGGCCACCUCCUUUGACAGCCAUCCAUACUCCUAGCACAGCUGAGCCUUCAAAGUUUCCUUUUCCUGCAAAGGAAACCCAGCAUGGUGGAUCAGUAAUACAGAGCCAAAAGCAGUAUGAUGCACCUUCUAAGACGUCUAUUCCUCAGCAAGGAACAUCAACACUACAUGAAGAUCUUGAGAUCAGCGAUAGUGAUGAUGACCAAGUCAGUGUUUCUGAUAAGCCAUCUUCCUCAUCCACUCCUCCAAGUGCCCCACAAUCACAGCCUGAGAGUGUGGCAUUGGCACAUUCCAGCAGUCCAGAGUCUGGGAGCACAAGCGACUCGGACACUUCCUCUGACUCUGAGAGUGAGAGCAGCUCCAGCGAAAGCGAAGCAAACGAUCCCCCAACGAGAGCAUCCACACCUGAGCCGGAUCCACAGACAUCUAAUAGAUGGCAGCUGAACAACUGGCUGGUAAAGGUGAACCAGCCAGUGUCUCCUACCGAGAAUUUCCUUGAUGAUGACCAUAGCAGGGGCAGUCUCCAGGAGAGCAAAGGGCAAGGGAAAACUUUCAACAGCAAUGACAGCAGCAAAAGGGAAUGCCCGCAGCCGACGGAUGGUCACUCCAAAACCGCCAGCAAAGGACCUUGGCCAUCUCAAGAGGUACACCUUCCUACCAAGCGGAACUACCAGAAGUCUCCGGCGCACACAGAGGAGCCCCACUUCCACCAGGUUGUGGGCAGUAAGCAACCCAGGAAAUCCAGCAGAGUCACAGUACCAGAGGAACCGAAGAGAGGCCUGACGGUCGAGAGUGAGCCUCCUGGCUUUUAUGGGGCGAAGGACCAGUCUUCCAAAGACAAGCCCAAAGUGAAAACGAAAGGGAGGCUGAAGUCUGGCGAUAAGAAGGAAGCAAACCUGGCAGUGCCAGAGCCCUCUGAGAAGAAAAAGCACAAGAGUUUGCACCAGACCACUGUUAAAUUGUUCUCGGACCGGGAUGCUGUAAAAGACAAUGUGGUUGGCAGCACGCUGGAGCAGUCGCCUCUCAGUCCCUUAAGCCAGAGCCCUCGGGUUCCUGCCACCAGCAGAACUAGCAGCACUAAACCAGCUGUUGUGGUAAGGGAGGACAUUCAUAAGGACAAGUUCCUCUUGCCUUUCAGGGAUAAGAAGUUGCUGUCGCCCUUGAGGGAUAGCGCCAUCUCUCCACCGCUUGUGGUAAAAAUUGAGCUCACUCUCCUCUCGCGGGUCCCACAGCCACCUGGGAAGGGGGUCUGCUCCAAAAGACUGGAGGUCAGAGAGAGCCACAGCAUGAAAAAGCAGGAGACAGAGAAGAGGAGCACAGAUACGCCAAGCAAGUCUGUCAAAAAGAGGAAGCAGGAAGAUUCUCUGAGAAAUGAUCAGAAAACAGUCAAGCUGGACAAAGAAACCAAAUCAUCCUCGUCAUCAGGUCACAAAGACUCCAGUAAAAACAAGAUAUCAAAGCUGUCCGUAGAGACUCAAAGAAAAGAGAUGCCACUGCCGCCGCCGCCACCACCAUUGUCUCCUGUGCAGCCUGCGCAGAAACCAGCCAAGAUGGCCCAGAAGAGGCCAAAGAGCAAAAACGGUGCCUGCAGCCAGCCUCCUGGUCCCAGCACCAGCACUGCCAAGAGCAAGGAAAGCCACAAGGAUUCUUCAUCCUCCAAGCACAGGAAACUGGAGGGGAAGCCUUCCGAAAGCUCAAAAAGCAACAAAAUUUCCCAGAGAUCUGCAGAGGAUGUUCCAAAUCCUUUCCCAGUGCCUUCUUUGCCAAAUGGUACCUCCAAGCCAACGAAACCUCAGAGCAAGCCACACAAACAACAUCCAGUGGAAUUUCACUUAAACGAGGCCAAAAGGUUGAAGCACAAAGCUGAUGCAAUGACAGACAAAGUUGGAAAGGCCUUCAGGUACUUGGAUGCUGCCCUAUCCUUCAUUGAGUGUGGCAUUGCGAUGGAAUCUGAUCCCCUCUCACCAAAGCCAGCCUAUACCAUGUUCGCAGAGACUAUAGACCUCAUCAAAUUCAUAAUGACGUUAAAAUCCUUUGUGGACUCUUCAACAACCACGCAUGAAAAAAUCUUCAUUGUGUUUUGCAUGCGCUGCCAAGCCAUUCUGUACAUGGCAAUGUUUCGCUACAAAAAGGACACAGCAAUAAAGUAUUCCCGGACCCUUAAUGAACACUUCAAGAGUUCUUCUAGAAUUACACAAGCACCUUCUCCGUGUGUCGCCAGGAGCACAGGGACACCGUCUCCUCUUUCCCCAAUGCCCUCUCCAGCCAGCUCUGUGAGCUCCCAGACAGGCUCCAGCGCCAGCAGCUGUGGAAGCGGCAGCAUUGGCUCCUCAGUCAACGUUCCUCAUUUUAUCCCAACCAUCACCUCUUCCUUCGUCAACAUCACUUCUUAUAUUCUCUAUGCCUAUGAUCUCUGGGAACAAGCUGAUGUUUUGGCCAGGAAGAAUAAGAAGUUUUUUUCUGAGCUCAAUGCUGCCGCCGGCUCGCUCUCAUUGAACAGCAGUAUGAUAGAACUGGUACAGUACACCCGCCAGGGUUUGCAGUGGCUGAGACUGCAACCAAAUACGCCUUAACUGGUGCUUCAAGGCAAGAAUCUUGCCUUGGACCUUUUGCACUUUGAAAGCCUCAGAAACAGCCUUGCUGGCUGACUUGUCGGAUACAAAAAAAAAAAGCACCUGGAACAAGGUAGAAUGAAGCCUGGUGGAAGGGAUCUGGCGCCACUGGAAAAUUUCCAAGGACUGUUUUGCUAAGGUGCCAAUAGGCCACCUGGAAGAUAAGAAGUGGGGAAGAGGCCUCAAAGUGGAGGAUGCCUUUCUUUCAAAGGACAAAGUGCAAUGUUCUCUUUUUAUUUUAUUUUCUUUUUCUUUUUCCCGUCAUGGUUCAAUGUGUCAAUGGUCUAUAAACAUUUCUUUAAAUGAAUAACCAGCAGGACAAAAAAUAACAAUCAACACACAUGAAGAAGUGCCGGUGAGAAGGAAAACCGCCUCCCAAAGAAUUUUCUGCAAUGUCUCAAACAAUGAUGUCCAUGGGCCCAGCAUAGGCUUCAGAUUUGCCUUUAAAAAAAAAAAGUGUAAACCACAAAUGCAAUUUGUAGCAUGUAUUCUUGUUCCUGGAGGUGGAAUGGGCAGAGCCUCAUGGAAGAGAAGCUCUCCAACAGCAUGACUCCACCUUUUAGAUACAAAAUGGUAAAGCUAUUUUCUUCCUCUCUCUCUGCUUGCCAGCCGUAGCUAUUCAUUGCACUACUACCUUUUUCCUUGGGUGGCUUGUGGCCCGGAUGAGGCCUAUCAAGCUUCUCUAGCUGCCUUCCCUGCCCCUACCUCUUCCCUUACCCCUUUUCCUUACUGCCUGUGGUGGCAACCGUGUACCAUUCCCAGCUCUUUUUUUUGUUUUUUGUUUAGUAAUAUUGUGCAUGCGCAGAGGGCAUUGAUAAUCUCAUAAAGGAAACAGGAAAGCUGGGACUGCGCUCUCAGAAGCUGCUGUGAGCAGAGAAUGCACAGUGUAGGUGACGUUUACCCCCUACCCCAUGGGUUGGCAAGGUGGGGUUUGUGGGCUGGCUCACCCCACCAUUUAGUUGAGCAAUACUGCACUAACAAAUUGAACUGGAAUUGCUUGCCUUCAGGACUUUUAAAAAUGCGGUUCUUUCAGUUUUCCCCUAGUCCACACAGUGGACACACUCCACUCAGCAAAACAUUUCAGCAGAGGGAUUGGUCUUGGCCUUGCACGGCGAGCACAGCUAAGGGUUGUGGGAGGGAGCUCUUUUCACAGAGAGCAAUCUGUGAGAAAUUCCUAGCUGUAUAACAGGAGGAGUUGGGCAGUCAAGCUCAUGCUGGCUGUAGAUGAUUUUCCAUUUUGGAUCUUUAAAAUGGGAAGAACUUUAUAACACUAUCUCAUGUCCCCUUCUCUCAACUGGCUGGUUCAGUUCAGUUUUAUUUUUUGUUUUUGGCAUGUGGUUGUUGAUAUACAACUUCCAUUUGCGCUGGCAAGCAAUACUCCUGCCCAUAAGAUUUGGCAUAAUCCUCUCCUUUUGAAAGAUGUCCAUUUUCUCAAUAGCAAUCUUAUUGGAGCUGCCAAGUUUGAAUCCCUAGCCUCCUUCAAAGAAGUUGAUGGUGUUUGCCUUCGACUUGCCAGCAAGUUUCUUUAUAGAAAAUCCCGAUUGAAGAGAGGGGCUCCAGGACUGCAGCACCUCCUUGCUGUACCUAUUUCCUGCCCUCUGUUUAGUCUAUAACCUAUUAAAGAUCCAUUUUCCUGCCCUCCUCCCAAUUUGUGCCUUAACUUUUCCAUUUGCUUCUAUCAUCACUUGACUUUGACAGACCAGUGGAAAUAUCUUCCAAAUAAACCGUGCUUGACUGUGAUGUUACCUUUUCUUUUUCAGCUGACUCCCAAUGUUAAAAGUAUCAAGAGUCAGUCAUUCUUAUAUGUUUGUCCCAUAUAAUAAUAGAUCUAUGUCCUGUGCAGCAUUGAAGCAGUAUUCCUGUUUGGAAGGAUCUGUUGUGUAUUUGUAGGGUUUGCUAAACUGUCAAUAAAGCUCAUAGCUCCUGUGUUUCCAAAAAUGUUAGCAGGGUGUACUCCUGAUCUCUUUUAAGUCUUUUAGAAUGCUUCCCUGCAAAGGUGCAGCAUGAAGAAGCAUCUCGUGGACUGCCUUGAGGAAAGUUGAAGCCUUAGUUUCAGGGAUAAGCCACUUUCUCCAUGGGGAGCAAGUUCCAUAUUUUCACACCAGUUUUUAAGAUUGUUACUUAGGGUUGAACUAGACUUGUGGCAGACAGCCAGGAUUCUCUUCCACCAAACUGCUGCAAAAUAAUCCAUGGAGGGUACAAUUUGAACUUCUGUUGCACACUGCUUUCUUGAUGCAGCUGGAGAAGGGAUAAGCAGCCCUUCAAGCUUGCCAUUUCUCUUGGGUCUGUACCCAGCAACCCCAAACCCCGGAGCCUCUGAAUGCCUAGCUCCUUACAUGUGCAUGUUCCAGUCAGAAAUAAUAAUGUUGAAUGCAAAAUUGAUGCAGACAUAUCUUUCAGGAAGAGAGGAAAGCAAAUCAAGCUAUUGGGCUUUAUAUGCACUUGGUUUGGUGGUGCCCUUUCCUGGUAAAGGACAUGCAGUGCCAGCAUGGGAGAAAAGGAAGGUUGCUCCCAGGGGUCUUAGCAUAGUAAGCUCUUAGGUCUGGCUGAGAAGCAGGCAAACACUAAACUCAUUUUCUUGCAACCAGGCCUGGCUUUCUCUUCCUUCCUUCCUCCCCCCAAAUGGCAACUGGAUCAGUCACUGCUGCUGUUAGCCUUGUUGCUGCUUUUGCUCUGCUAAAACACACCCUGAGCUUAAGACUCCCUGGUUGUCAAGGGACCCAUCUUUUAACCUGCUUGUUGAGCACUUUAUCUAAGGGGUAGUGAUAAUUGGUUCCACUUCAUCUCCUGCCCUCUGCAUCUAGAAGAAACCUGUUUAAAUCAUUUAUGCUGCUGCUUUUAUAUUAUUGAUUGUGGGGUGAUGCAAAAAUGAGCAACAUCCUAAUUUAAGAGCAAAGAACAAGCUUUCCCCCCUUCUCCUUCAACCAACCAAUCAACGAGCAAAAAUAUUCCAAUGUGAUUUGGUCCAGGCUGUCUUAUUUGAAAGACCAAAUGGGAGCAAAGCUUCCCUCUUAAUUUUCAUGGAAGAUUAAUUAUAUAACUAGAACAGCCUGCUAGUGGCAUGUUCUGCAAUUUCUUUUUUAUUUUACAUGCAACUGAAAAGAAGCAGUUGGUCUGUGGGGAAUCACACUUAGGAAGCUUAUAUCCUCUGGAUGUUUUUAGAAAGAGUGAUCAAAUGAAUUAGAGAAAAUAUUUCAUUCCCUUUCUAGACUGUGGUACCCUUAAUGCUGAUGGGCCUUCCAUUGAUUUCAACCAGGGCCUGGAGCCCAGCCUCUCUAAGGAGCAAGAAAUGAAUGUUUUGCCAUUUUAAACACAGGUCAAUGGAGCUGUACACUCAAAGCAGUCUCCUUUCCCCAGUGAUAUUUAUUUAGAAUUAUAAUUAAUGUAUUUAAAUUGUCAAUGUUCUAUAUGUCUAUGAUACCAUUAUUUAAUAAUUUGCAAGUUCCAUUGACACUGGAGAUGUGGACUGAAAGUUAGAUUGAUGACAAUAUUAUUUUUUAAGGGCAAUUUCUCUUCCCCCACCUGCCCUCCCCUUUUCCCUCUUUGGUUUCAUUAUAAAAAUAAUCUCUACAUUUAAAUUUGUUAUGGGGUGUUGUCUCUCCCACUUGUAAAUAACGUUUUCUGCCCUGUAUAUUGGUGGUAUUUCCAGAUUGAUUUGUUAAAUUCAUGUGGGGUAAUAAAAUAAAUAUUAAAU
This is a messenger RNA of Rhineura floridana, 8198 nucleotides long. It is a transcript of the gene AFF1, whose product is annotated as ALF transcription elongation factor 1. The record is from RefSeq and is a predicted model, not a curated record. Bases 803 to 4465 code for a protein of 1220 amino acids. The transcript has 21 exons. NCBI's taxonomy places the organism in Eukaryota, Metazoa, Chordata, Lepidosauria, Squamata, Rhineuridae. Gene Ontology annotation, cellular component: super elongation complex; nucleus. Gene Ontology annotation, biological process: regulation of gene expression.